Phyllotreta striolata is the source of this 4816-nucleotide messenger RNA. The record is from the annotation of a GenBank genome assembly. NCBI's taxonomy places the organism in Eukaryota, Metazoa, Arthropoda, Insecta, Coleoptera, Chrysomelidae.
UUAAAAAUAUCAGAGAAAAUCAGAAAAUGAACUUCAACACUUAGAGGAGUAAGAGGAUUUUUUUUUUAAAUGGCAAACCCUUGGCAAAGAGGCGAAGAACCCCAAUUUUCGAGCGCCUAAUAGAGCUGAAAGAGGCGCGGAGUGACCAUGGCGUCCGCAUCGGUACUUUCCGCCUUCCUGAUACUAGUCAUAUGCAGCGCGAGCGCCAACUCGCACCGGAGACAACGAAAAUCCCAGGCGUUCUCGCCGCUGUCGCGGAACGCCCCCAAGCCCAACAUCGUGCUGAUACUCACCGACGAUCAGGACGUCGAAUUGGGCUCGUUGAAUUUCAUGCCGAAAACGCUGAAGACGAUCCGGGAUUACGGGGCGGAAUUCCGGCACGCUUACGUCACGACGCCCAUGUGCUGCCCUUCCAGGUCUAGCCUUUUGACCGGAAUGUACGUCCACAAUCAUUUCGUGUUUACGAACAAUGAUAAUUGCUCGAGCACUCAGUGGCAAACGACGCACGAAACUCGAACGUUCGCCACUUAUCUAUCCAACGCCGGAUACAGAACAGGUUACUUUGGAAAAUAUUUAAACAAAUAUAACGGUUCAUACAUUCCUCCCGGCUGGCGGGAAUGGGGCGGAUUAAUUAUGAAUUCCAAGUACUACAAUUAUUCGAUUAAUAUGAAUGGAAAGAAAAUCAAGCAUGGAUUCGAUUAUCAAAAGGAUUAUUAUUCCGAUCUAAUAGCGAACGAUUCCAUCGCGUUUUUGAGACAUUCGAAGAAGCAGUACCAGUACAAGCCGAUAAUGCUCACCAUGUCCUUUCCGGCACCGCACGGCCCCGAAGAUUCCGCUCCUCAGUUUUCCAACAUGUUUUUCAACGUAUCCUCGCACCAUACGCCUAGUUACGACUACGCGCCGAAUCCGGACAAACAGUGGAUAUUAAAAAUAACGAAGAACAUGGCACCGAUCCACCGCGAAUUCACCGACUUGCUGAUGACGAAGCGCCUCCAGACGCUCCAGUCCGUCGACGACGCCGUCCAGAGGGUGGUGAAAGAGCUCGAAGAUCUCGGCGAGCUGGACAACACUUACAUAAUCUACACCUCCGACCACGGAUACCACUUGGGCCAGUUCGGAUUGAUUAAGGGAAAGAGCUUCCCGUUCGAGUUCGACGUGAGGGUGCCGUUUUUGGUGCGCGGUCCCGGCGUCGAACCCGGCACGAUCGUCAAUGAUAUCGUGCUGAACAUCGACCUGGCGCCGACGUUUUUGGACAUGGCGGGCGUGGAGCCGCCGCAACACAUGGACGGGCGGUCGGUCCUGCCGCUGUUUCACACUGCCAAGAGGAGGAAAAACAGAUGGCCCGAUACGUUUUUAAUCGAAAGUUCAGGACGACGGGAAAUUCCUCACGACAGAUCCAAAAACGCUAAAAACUCCAACGCAUCAUUUACCAACUUCACCGUGGAUCAUUCGGAAAUCACCGAAAAUUUCACAUUUUCCAAUUAUUCGGAAACCUCCGAUGCGACGUCCUACUUCUCAUCGACCGAAUCGUCGAGAGUUUACGAUUCUUCGGAAGACUUUUCUCCGGAUACGCACGUAGAAACGGACGAUGAUGACGAAAACGAGGAGGACGACGAUGAAAUUGAAGACGAUGAAGCAGACAUAGAAAAUUCCAAUGACGAUAUCAUAGAGGAUUUGGAAGAGCAGACUAAUUUAGAUAACAUCGGUAUGGCGUUUUCGAAAAUUGGUCAAGGGGAUAUGCAAUUGGACAACAGGUUGCUGCCCGUGUUACCCCCUUCUAAAAUGGAGCGGUUAGCAGUUGAAUGCCUGCGAUCGGACAUGAGGUUGCCUUGUAAACGAGGCCAAAAAUGGUUCUGCAAAAAUGAUAACGGAAAAUGGCGCAGGCGAAAAUGCAAACCCUCCACCAACCAAGAUAUCAUCCCAAUGCCUUCGCCGAAGGCAUACAAAAAAUGCGCUUGUUUCACUCAAAACGGCUUGAUAUACAAAAGAUUACCGUUACAGACCAUUUCAAGAAAAUCUCUGAGAUUGAAGCGUCAUUCCGACCUGGACGAAAUGCUAUUCGAAGAGGAUUUAAACGAGCCCCAUUUCCUGACGAGGGAAGAGAGAACGUUAAACUUGGCCCACUUGGAAAAAUCCAUGGAAGACGUAGAAGAGCAAAUUCACGAUCUCAGAGUAAACCCCACUCGCCGCAUAAAUCCGAAUCGACCAAUAAAUCCAUUUAAAUUCCAGCUCGAAAACGAAACGUUGGGCUCGUUGCCGAACGUUAGAACGGAAUUGUCGACGAAUUCCAUCGGCAGGCCGGCGUGCUUCGUGCGCAAAGGCAAAAUCACCUGCACCAACGACAUCUACAGGGACAAGAAAACGUGGCGGCUGUCCAGGCACAAAGUGGAAAACGAGAUACAGGAACUCAAGCACAAACUGGAGACGCUGAAAGAGAUCAGGAGGCAUCUGAAAAACACCAGACCGCCCGGCGCCGUCGAAAGAUCGAACUCCUCGGAAUUGAGCUCGUUCAACGAGCUGCUCUUCGCCAGAGGCAACGCCCCCGUCGAUAUUCCCAGCAAACCAAACAUAUACAGACCUAUGUCCGUCAAUAACAGCAGAUUUAACAGCAAAAAAAGGAAGAAGAGACCCAAUUUCGAUGUGGUUCCGGACGCCUCCACUACUGAUGUUCCUAACAAAAACUCAACCGAAACAACCACGUUUCCCAAUAGCUUCCCAAUACAUCACAGACACCGGCAUAAAUUUACACAGAAACCACCCUCUAGCACCACUCGCCCUAGUGAUACCACUACUUCAAGGUCCAGGAAAGUUCAAACGUCCAGCCAGGUGAUCCCGCUGUCCCGUCGAAGGACGAAGCCGAACCUGUGCCACUGCGAGAACGAGGCGCCGCGCGCCGCCGACGACAAGGACCUCGACGUCGAGGGCAAGCGCCGGCUGAAGGAGGAGAAGCUGCGGAAGAAGCUGCGCAAGAUGCGCAAGAAGGAGCAGCUGAUGCGAGAGUGCGGCUUCGAGAAGAUGAACUGCUUCCAUCACGACAACGAGCACUGGAAGACGGCGCCGCUGUGGACGGGCGGGCCGUUCUGCGUGUGCAUGAACGCCAACAACAACACCUACUCGUGCGUGAGGACCAUCAAUUCGACGCACAAUUUCCUCUACUGCGAGUUCACCACCGGUUUCGUCACUUUCUACAAUCUAAGAAUAGAUCCUUUUGAGCUGCAAAACAGAGUGGACUCUUUGAAGCCUGAAGAACGAUCUUAUUUACACGACGUCUUGGUUCGUUUGAUGGCCUGCAAAGGGAAGUCGUGCACUUUAUCACAACCCAACGGACAUCAUUUGAAAAUAAAACCCAGAUAUAAUGUUCAAAUGACAUCCGGCAACAGUCAAAAACUUUACAGAGGAAAAAACGUAGAAGGAGUUGGUAGUAAUUCUUCGCAUAGGUGGUCGCAUUUGAACAAAUCUGAUGCAAGGAGGAGAGAUUGGAGUAGAAAUGCAACGCAAUUGGAUGAGAUGCCUCAUCGAAAGAGACGGAAAACGUAGACCUUCCACGAUACUGAGCUUGUUUAUCCUACGAUCAGGUUUUGGCUAUUAAAAUUGUUUUACAAUUAUGGGAAUCUUUCGAAACGAUUUUUAUGAAGCUGUCGGAUUUCUAUAGUGUGUACUGAUUUAUACUAUAAGAUUUUCAUGAACCAUAUCCUGGAAAAAUUAAUUGUAAUGUGUAAAUUGGCACGCUAUUUUGUACUAAUUAGGCACGGCGCAGAGCAGAAUAGCGGAGGAGUUUUUUUUGGGUUAUAUUUUAAAUUCAAUAUCGCGAGUUUCUUCAUUUAUCGACGAAAAUAUACGCAGUUGGUACUGAGACGAAGCACUUAUCGUUAGUCAGCAUAUGUAAACACAAUUUACAUAAACUGCAAUAAUCGAUUCAAUUAUUUAUUAACAAUGAUUUUCGAAUCUUGAAAUAAAUGGGUAGUGAUUAAGAAAGGUAUCGUCGCAAUGAUUACGAUCAUUUUUGCUUUAACUGAUGAGUUUACUUGUAUAAAAAUCCAGCGGAAAGGAAUAAUUUCUAAGUGAUAUUAGACGGCUCCUACACCAAAUUCUAGCAAUAAUAUUAAAAUGCUUUAAAAUCAAUAUAUUUAUUAAUUUAUUUUUUUUUAUUGUAAAAAGUGUAUUUUAAUCAACCCAUAUUGGUGUUUUAGAAAGCUGAAAAAUUGUUUUAAUAAUUUUGGCACAGAAAUGUAGUGUCUAAAAUACCAAAUAUUAUUUGUAGUUCAUUAACUUGUAUUAAAAGAAAAACGAAAUAAAUUAAUUUUUAGCGGAUAUCGGUUUCAUUUAAAUAGUUAUAACCUUUUAGAAUCCUGAAUUAUUCAUUAGUUAUUUAGAUAUGUUAUUAACCGGGUGCUAUAAAAAGUUUAUGGCCUAGAACUUUUAAGUUUAAUAGCUUCGAUAGUCACUUAAAUUCAAAAAAAUGAUUUUUCGAUUAUUACUCCGUAAAUAUAUUCAUCUUUAAAAGUGGGAUAAGAUAAAUAAGCAAUUUUAGGCUAACAAAAAUCACCUGCUUAACGAAUUAUAAUUAAUUUACUAUAUGUACUGUUCCAUAUACAGGGUGGCACAUUAGUAUGAAAAAGUUCCACCAUGUACUUAAAAAACUGAUCCAAAGUCUCGUUUACACUAGGCUUGAGGCUUGGCGAGUCGUACUCGCAAUUAUCCAAAUAAGUUGCUCUCUAAACAUGCAAAUUUUGUUAGUAAAAGUUUGCAAAUAUAAUGUCCGAUUCAUGUUUAUAAAUUAUUUCCUCGUUUUAUUCAUGUUAUAACAAAACGAAUC